Molecule: messenger RNA, 2047 nt
Organism: Rhincodon typus (whale shark)
Lineage: Eukaryota; Metazoa; Chordata; Chondrichthyes; Orectolobiformes; Rhincodontidae
Gene: rmc1
Product: regulator of MON1-CCZ1
Exons: 18
Coding region: 9-1799 (596 amino acids)
Biological process (GO): regulation of autophagy
Cellular component (GO): late endosome membrane; Mon1-Ccz1 complex; lysosomal membrane
Source: RefSeq, a predicted model, not a curated record
CUCAAAGAAUGGAAGAUAAAGGAGAAGUGAAAUGUAUUAAAUUUUCACUUGGGAACAAGAUUCUAGCUGUACAGAGAACACCAAAGGUUGUGGAUUUCAUUAAUUUCAUUCCUGACCUGCCCCAAACAGAAUACUCUCAAGAAUGCAAGACUAAAAAUGCCAACAUCCUGAGUUUCUGCUGGAUCACUGCUAAUGAGAUAGUAUUUAUUACUGACCAGGGCAUUGAAUUUUAUCAGGUAUUACCUGACAAGCGUAGUUUAAAGCUGCUGAAAAAUCAGAGCAUUAAUGUUAACUGGUGUAUGUACUCACCAGAAACUGCUGUUCUCCUCCUGUCUACCACAGUACAUGGGAAUGUUCUCCAACCAUUUUAUUUCAGGAGUGGAACGAUGUCCAAAAUGCCAAAGUUUGAAAUUGAAUUACCAGCCUCUCCUAAAUCUGCAAACCUCAGCCUUUCUGAUAUUAUAAUGGCCACUAUAUAUGGACAACUUUAUGUACUUUAUCUGAAGCACCAACCAAGAACUCCAAAUAAUCCAGGGGCAGAAGUGAUCUUGUACUAUUUACCCAGGGAAGGUCAGUGUAAGAAAAUGCACAUAUUAAAACUAAAUACCACGGGAAAAUUUGCCUUGAACGUUGUUGAUAACUUGGUUGUGGUGCAUCACCAAAGUUCUCAGACAUCAAUGCUCUUUGAUAUAAAACUGCGAGCAGAAUUUGAUGGAGCUGUCACCAUUCAUCAUCAAGUGCUUCCAGCUUUAUCUAUUCACCCAUGCAAGAUUCCUCGGGCAGGUCCAUCAGCUGUAACAGCACAAAGCCCUGUCUCAUGUGAACUUUAUUCUUCCUCCUGGACUGUGUUUCAACCUGACAUCAUAAUCAAUGCAAGUGAAGGUUACCUGUGGUGUCUCCAGAUAAAGCUGCAGCCCAUUGUCCACAUGCUUCAAGACAAGGGACGGCUAAUGGAUUUCCUCCUACAGAGGAAGGAUUGUAAAAUGGUCAUCUUGUCAGUGUGUUGUCAGAUGUUGAGUGCAGCAGAGCGUGGUAGCCUGCCGGUCAUUGCUAUCAUAUUUGAUAAACUCAAUCAGGUCUACAAGGAAUAUCUAGAAGCUGAGCAGAACUACACCUUGGCUGUGGAGUCAGGAACAAGUCGCAGCAGCGUGACUCAGAAGAGGCCAGUGCGCGCACAGGCUGUCAUUGACCAGUCUGACAUGUACACCCAUGUCCUGUCAGUUUUCACUGAGAAGAAGCAGGAUCUUCCCCACAAGUUUGUUAGUGCAGUGUUGAUGGAAUACAUCCGGUCUCUUAAUCAGUAUCAAAUUACAGUCCAGCAUUACCUGUAUGAAUUGGUUAUAAAAACCCUUGUCCAACACAGCCUAUUCUACAUGCUUCAUCAGUUUCUACAGUACCAUGUGCUUAGUGACUCCAAACCACUGGCCUGCCUACUUCUGUCACUGGAGAGCACUUACCCUCCUGCGCAUCAACUGUCCCUUGACAUGCUGAAGCGACUCUCUACAGCCAACGAUGAGAUUGUGGAAGUCUUACUAUCCAAACAUCAAGUUUUAGGUGCCUUGCGGUUUGUUCGUAGUGUUGGCAGCCAUGAUAAUAUAUCAGCACGCAAGUUCUUGGAUGCAGCUAGGCAGACUGGAGAUGCAAUGCUGUUUUACACCACUUUCAAAUUUUUUGAACAGAGGAAUCAAAGAUUACGAGGAAGCUCACACUUCACACCAGGAGAGCAUUGUGAAGAGCAUGUCACCCACUUCAAAAACCUUUUUGGAGAACAAGCACUUCUGACAUCCACAAUGAUAUGAACUCUGGACACCGAAACUUUAUUAAAUAUGCAUUAUAAAAAGGCCAUAAAAUUAUCCACAAUUUUAGCAUGUAUUAAAAAAGUCACUUCAGUGUCAAGUGGUCAACCAGAAAAAUGCAAUUUGUAGCCUUCGAUUCAUUAAUCUGUUAAGUUACCAAUCCAAUGAACUUGAAAUAAAUAUUUCUGCUAACUUACAAUUUCCUGAGUUCAAAGUAACAAUCUGCAUUAAACUGCAAAUAGUUCAAAAUA